Messenger RNA from Octopus sinensis (East Asian common octopus), 1617 nucleotides. RefSeq names its product inactive pancreatic lipase-related protein 1-like. Gene Ontology annotation, molecular function: triacylglycerol lipase activity; protein binding. The transcript has 9 exons. NCBI's taxonomy places the organism in Eukaryota, Metazoa, Mollusca, Cephalopoda, Octopoda, Octopodidae. Bases 92 to 1552 code for a protein of 486 amino acids. Gene Ontology annotation, biological process: lipid metabolic process. The record is from RefSeq and is a predicted model, not a curated record.
AUAUGAACUCUUACGUCAAUAAAUAUUAUGCAAUUUUCAAGGAAUUCUUUAUUAGUUGUUUAAUUUUCAUUCAAUUGCAUUCACCACAGACAUGAAGUUUUUUCUUUGUUUUACCAUUCUUUUUAAUAUUUUCUUCAUUGUUGAAGGUUUUCUCGACUUUGAAGUUUGCUAUGGUGAACUUGGUUGCUUCUCAAAUGGAGGGGAAUUCACAACAAUAGAAAGACCAAUUACUUUCUUACCAAACACUCCCCAACUUAUCGGAACACAGUUUUUCCUCUACACAAGAAAAAACCCCUACAAUGCUUCCAUAUUGGUUACUCAUGAUGAAGAAGGACUUGCAGAAAGCAAUUUCAAUGGUAAAAGACCAACCAAAUUCAUCAUUCAUGGUUUUCAAAGUUCCGGAGGUUUUCCAUGGGUGAAGGAAUUGGUUAAAGAAUUAUUGAUACAUGAUGAUUACAAUGUGAUCGUCGUUGACUGGACAAAUGGUGCCAGUGUAACGUAUGGCCGAGCAGCAUCCAAUACUCGUGUUGUAGGUGCACAAAUUGCAGUUCUGGUCAAAUUUCUUAACGAGAAAGCUGCUAACGACCCAAAGAAAACUCACAUAAUAGGACACAGCCUUGGAGCUCACACUGCUGGUUAUGCUGGCGAAAGAAUAGCAAAUCUCUCCCGAAUAUCUGGUUUGGAUCCUGCAGCUCCCUAUUUUGAGUCAACAGAUCCCAAGGUUCAUCUCGACUCAACCGAUGCUGAUUUUGUGGAUGUCAUUCACACAGACACUGGUGACAUCAUAGAUUUCUCUCUUGGAAUGAAUGCUCCUGUUGGAGACGUCGAUUUUUACCCCAAUGGAGGACAUUUCCAGCCUGGUUGUACACAAUCCAAGAUUCCAGGUUCAAUCAUCGGGGGAAUCCUUAAUAUAAUAAAUAAAGCCAACGACAACGUUGCCAAUAUAUUCUCGUGCAGUCAUAAAAGAUCUCAAUAUUUUUAUAUUGAAUCGAUUAACAGUCGUUGUCCCCUCAUAAGUUACCCCUGUAAUACAGUUGAAGAUCUUCAUAGUGGAAAAUGCUUUUAUUCACUUGGUCACAUUGGAUUGAUGGGGUUUCAUGCUGAUAAAUCCUUAGGAAGAGGCAAACAGAUGCUGGAAACCUUUGCUUCCGUUCCAUACUGUGCUUACGAAUUCCAGGUAAACAUAUCAGGAUUAUCAACAAUUAAUGGAAAAAUCCAUCUGGAAUUUACUGGAGUCAAAGGCAAAAGUGAAUACUUUAACAUCACUGAUGGAAUAAAGCUCCUAUCUCCACACACACCUAUUGCUGAAGUAAUUAAAAGCCGCAGAGAUAUUGGAGAACUUCUGUAUGUGGAUGUAUUGUAUGAAGAAACUGAAAAUUUUAUUAAAGUAUUCUUUGAGGAUGACUGGAAACUGGAGUUUUUUGAUGUCUUUGAUGCCAGGCACCGAAAGAGAUAUACGUUUUGUGUGAAAAAUCUGAAGAUCACAUCGAAAAAGACCAGGAGAUUUGAUGUCAGGAAUCCUUGUCCAAAGAAAAUAAUUCAAAAUUACUAAAGUCUGAAGAAGAACCAAAAAUAUUUCGUAUGAACUGAAGUUUGAAGAUCAAGGGAUGCUGAUUA